GUGGUGUUUCUGAAUUACUAAUCUCUGGGACUUCCAGUACAACGAUGAGUUUGGUUUAUUACACCUUAUAAUUGAUCCUAAACGGAGUAAAACAAAAUUGAAACUAAUCUUUUACCACAUCUGGUAUAAUUAUUUUUCACAGUGACGCCCCUAAAUUAAUUAAAGAACAAUCUUUCAAGAGUGAAGCCUAAAGAUUGCGUGCCCACUUAACAUAUUCUGGUGGAUUUCAUGCUAAUGAUAAGUAGUGUAUAUUUCUAUAGGAAAAACAAAAUUCCAAUACACAAAAAUGAAGAAUGUGUACAUACUAACGUUGUCUCAUUUGCUACUUGUUAAUUUAUUUCAAUUUCAACGAAGCAAAUCUGGAGACAUCUUGGGAAAUCAAACAUGUCGUAAUGGAACGUAUGUGGUGAGACAAGCAGAGGAAGUGGACAGCAUUCAACGUAUGGAACAAGCAGAUUGUAACUGGAAUUUUGAUUCACCGGACCCUGAUCUUAUUGGCUUUAUACCAAACGAACCAUCAAACAUGAUUACAUUUAAAGUUCGACUACUUAAGAAUAAUCGCCCUUCAACCAAUGUAACAUGUGCAAAUCACACUGCAGGGAACAUAGCUGUUCAAAAUGUCAAUGCGAAUAAAUCAGUGUGGGAUACUGACAUUGGCAAUGAUAUAAUUCGGAAAACUUUAACUUAUCAAUUCAACCAAACCGAUGGAACUGUUAUAAUAGGUUUCACUAAACAUUGGGAUGGAUUCCUUCUCAAAAUAUUUAUUAACUGUUUGGAUGAAAGUGGGAGAAAUAUUGCGGCCCACUCAACAACAAGAUGUGUGAUGGUAAAAUACGAAGGAAAUGUUAAAUAUCCAAUAAAUGGUUUAUCUCCAUUAAAAACAACAUCAUCAACAUUCUUCACGCAAGCAACAUCAAAAAAAAUAUUUGGCACAGAAAUAACAAUAACACCGGCACCUCCAUCUACAUCUACAUCUACAACUACAGCACCAUCGAUAACAGAACUAACAAAAGCAUUAGCACCUACAUUGACAGAUAUAUCAACAACAUUGAACAUGGCAACAACACAACCAUUGCCACUCAUAACAACAGCAGCAGUGCCACAAACAUAUACAGCAGCAUCGGCAACAGAAGCAACAAAACGAACACCAACUACACCAACGGAUAUAUCAGCAGCAACGAGCAUGGUAACAACAAGACCAUCGUCAACAAAAACAGCAGCAGCACCACCAAAAAAUACAGCAGCAUCGACAACAGAAGCAACAAAACCAACACCAAUUACACUAACGGAUAUAUCAGCAGCAACGAACAUGGCAACAACAAUACCAUCGCUCACAACAACAGCAGCAGCACCACCAAAAAAUACAGCAGCAUCGACAACAGAAGCAACAAAACCAACAGCAACUACACUAACUGAUAUAUCAGCAGCAACGAACAUGGCAACAACAACACCAUCGCUAACAACAACAACAGCAGCGCCACCAACAAAUACAGCAGCAUUGACAACAAAAGCAACAAAACCAACAGCAACUACACCGACAGGCAUAUCAACAGCAUCGACCAUGGCAACAACACCACCAUUGUCUCUAUCAGCAACAACAACAGCAGCGCCACCAACAAAUACAGCAGCAUCGACAACAGAAGCAACAAAAUCACUAGCACCACCACCUUCACCAACAAAAAAAACAGCAACCACGAAAGCACCGAACGUCGGUUCAGUUGGAGACAAUAAUAAAGACGAAGAUACGCUUGUUUUAGUUAUUGCCAUUGUCGGUGGUGUGGUCGCUCUGUUACCUAUUAUUAUAUUCCUACUGCUGAUUUGGUAUAAAAGAAAAAAAACAAGAAAAUACGAAACAGGAAAAAGUGAACAGGAAAUGAAUGGUCUUAGUAAUCCAGCGUUCGAUGCAGACGGUGAUGUUCUUCACUCAACAAGAGUAUUUAAUGAAGAUCAGGCUUGUGAAGAAGUGGAAACAUGCCACGAUGAAAUGUCAGAAUAUGCUGUAGUGAACAAAACUACAGAGGCAUCAACUAACAAUGGAAUGAUAGUUAUUGAAACAAAAAAUCCACCUGACGAACAAGAUAUGUUUUCUGAUGCAAUAAAUAAAGAAUCAGAUGAUUUUCACAAAAAUAGUAAAGCAGUUUCUGUUCCAACUCCAGUGCUAUCGGAUGACUAUGCCGUGCUUUAUAAAUCGAAAAGACUUUCCGGAAAAAACACUGAUACUUUCUCUUGAAUGUAAAUCCAUAUAAAGUUAUAAUUUUGGUUAAGAAGGUUUGAAAUAUUUAAA
Hydractinia symbiolongicarpus is the source of this 2284-nucleotide messenger RNA. RefSeq lists its product as uncharacterized. Bases 287 to 2230 code for a protein of 647 amino acids. Lineage: Eukaryota; Metazoa; Cnidaria; Hydrozoa; Anthoathecata; Hydractiniidae. The record is from RefSeq and is a predicted model, not a curated record. The transcript is spliced from 6 exons.